Molecule: messenger RNA, 740 nt
Organism: Scheffersomyces amazonensis
Lineage: Eukaryota; Fungi; Ascomycota; Pichiomycetes; Serinales; Debaryomycetaceae
Gene: GPX3
Product: Gpx3p
Exons: 1
Coding region: 144-635 (163 amino acids)
Biological process (GO): cellular response to oxidative stress
Molecular function (GO): glutathione peroxidase activity
Source: RefSeq, a predicted model, not a curated record
CAAAAAUGACUAAGCACUACAGAGUCACGAACCACGACAUUUUACCUUUACCAAAGUGUAGUUGGUAUUUAACAGCAUUCCAAUAGUGAGACUAUAAGAGAGAGUGUGAGAGUGAGAGUGUGAGUAGCUGAAGGUGCUGAAAAAUGACGUCUCCAUUAUACUCAUACCGACUCCCUAAUGCUAAUGACAAGCCCAUUGAUUUUCUGGAGUUUAAUGGUAAAGUAGUAAUAAUUGUUAAUGUCGCGUCAUAUUGUGGGUUUACUCCUCAAUAUAAGGAGUUAGAGAUGCUUUAUGAGAAAUAUUCUGAUAAAGGACUUGUAAUUAUUGGAUUCCCCUGUAAUCAAUUUGGUAAUCAAGAGCCAUAUCCUGAUUCUCGUAUAGUUACAUUUUGUCAUAAGAAUUACGGAGUUAAUUUCCCGAUAAUGAGAAAGGUUGAAGUGAAUGGACCAUAUGAAUUACAAUUAUAUAAAUGGUUAAAACUGCAACAACCAGGAGCUUUAGGAUUUAAAGGUAUACGAUGGAAUUUUGAAAAAUUCAUUAUUGAUAGACAUGGUAAAGUAGUGAAAAGAUAUCUUUCUGAUAUAACUCCAUUAACAUUUGAAAAUGUUAUAGUAGAAUUACUUAAUCAACUGUAAAAAUCAAUAGAGACAUGAGUACUUAAUGACUCAAUUUUAAUUUUAAUUUCAAUUUUAAUUUCACUUCGUUUCAUAUCCUUCACUUCACAUCAUUCACUUCACUUA